CUUAUAAACAGCGCUCAUGCUGUCACUUUACUGAGUUGUUGAGCUAAAAGGAGGAGUCCGGUGACUCACCCCGCCCUACCUCUAAACACCGACUGCCUUACUUUUUAAAUUUCUUUAUAGACACAAUAGGUUCGCCAGGCUAAAGUCAUGUAUAGGUAUCUGGGAGAGCUUUUGACUCGCGCAUCGACCAGCAGCGCUCUGGCCUCGGGAUGCGUCGACUCUGUUCUGCCUGCUUCCGCGUCUCUCCUGCGGGUCCGCCGCUACAGCGAGGCCGUAGGAGAAAAGGAAGACGACCCUAAUUUCUUCAGAAUGGUUGAGGGUUUCUUUGACAGAGGUGCAUCGAUCGUGGAGGACAAGCUGGUGCACGACCUAAAGACGAGAGAAACGCCCGAGCAGAAGAGACACAGAGUCCGGGGAAUCCUCAAGAUCAUUAAGCCAUGCAACCACGUCCUGUCCGUGUCCUUCCCCAUCAAGAGAGACAACGGGGAGUGGGAAAUGAUCGAGGCGUACAGAGCUCAACACAGCCAACAUAGGACACCUUGUAAAGGAGGUAUCCGCUACAGCACUGAAGUGUCAGUCGAUGAGGUGAAAGCUCUCGCCUCACUAAUGACAUACAAAUGUGCAGUUGUAGACGUGCCUUUUGGAGGAGCUAAAGCUGGUGUGAAAAUUAACCCCAAGAAUUACUCUGACAACGAAUUGGAGAAAAUUACAAGAAGGUUUACUAUUGAGCUGGCUAAAAAAGGCUUCAUUGGGCCUGGCAUUGACGUUCCAGCCCCAGACAUGAGUACAGGAGAAAGGGAAAUGUCCUGGAUUGCAGACACUUAUGCAAACACUAUGGGCCACCAUGACAUUAACGCUCAUGCCUGUGUAACAGGGAAGCCCAUCAGUCAGGGUGGCAUUCAUGGCCGUAUAUCUGCCACUGGUCGUGGUGUGUUUCAUGGCAUUGAAAACUUUGUCAAUGAGGCUUCCUACAUGAGCCAACUGAACAUGAAUCCUGGCUUUGGUGACAAGACGUUUGUCAUUCAGGGCUUUGGUAAUGUGGGCCUACACUCCAUGCGUUAUCUACACCGUUUCGGAGCGAAGUGUGUUGGUGUGGGAGAGCUGGACGGAUGCAUCUGGAACCCAAAUGGAAUUGAUCCCAAGGAGCUAGAGGACUACAAACUGGCCAACGGCACUAUUGUCGGCUUCCCUGACGCCACUCCCUAUGAAGGCAGCAUCUUGGAAGCCGAAUGCGAUAUCCUGAUUCCUGCUGCAAGUGAAAAGCAGCUUACAAAGAAAAAUGCCCACAAUGUUAAAGCUAAGAUCAUUGCUGAGGGAGCCAACGGCCCCACCACGCCUGAGGCAGACAGGAUAUUCCUGGAGAGAAAUAUCAUGGUGAUUCCUGAUAUGUACCUGAAUGCUGGAGGUGUGACUGUCUCCUACUUUGAGUGGCUUAAGAAUCUUAAUCAUGUGAGCUAUGGCAGACUGACCUUCAAAUAUGAAAGAGACUCAAACUACCAUCUCCUUAUGUCUGUCCAGGAGAGUCUCGAAAGAAAGUUUGGCAAACAUGGUGGAGCCAUUCCUAUCGUGCCCACCUCUGACUUUCAAGAAAGGAUUGCUGGAGCCUCUGAAAAGGACAUUGUGCAUUCUGGAUUGGCUUACACAAUGGAGCGAUCCGCCAGACAAAUCAUGCGCACUGCCAACAAGUAUAACCUCGGGCUGGACCUCAGGACCGCAGCUUAUGUCAAUGCCAUUGAAAAAGUCUUCAAAGUGUAUCACGACGCAGGCCUUACCUUCACAUAGACUGUACAAUUCAGUUGGUUCACGCAGACCUGAGAUGUAUCAAUAACCUCUCAGCUUCUCACGUUUACAUUUUAUACAUCAAAACAUUUAUGUCUUAUCAUUUAUGCAUGUGGUUAUUGAUAUGCAAUUUCACAAGUCUCAUCUAGUGCAUCUUUUUAAAUAUUCAUGGCUUUAAAAAAAUGAAAGCCAGAGUCCCUUUAAUUCACUUAAUGUCUUUGCACAGCAGAACAAAACAAAAAUCCUUAUUUUAUAGAUGCCUAGGUUUUUUUUCAGGUCUGGUAUUAAGCACUUAUUACAUAUAUAAACAUUUAAGCUUUAAAGUCACAGCAUAAUUUUAACCACUUCACACAUGUCUAAUACCAGUUUCUAAAAUGUAGUUAAUAGUUAUUUUUUCCCAUUUUGAUAUAAAUAUGGCCAAGAAAGUGAUGCAGGAUGAAUCUCAGGCUAUUUAUCUCUGUUACAAAAUAUUGCACUUGGUUUUGCUGCUCUUUGAACAGUUCCCUUGAUAAGGCUUGCAUUUAAAUUGUGGCCUGGACCUUAUUGGUAAAUUAAUUAAAUUAGUUUAUAUACAAAUGUUAGGGGGUAUUUUUGGAAACAAAUGUUUAUUUUCAUCACUAUAUUAAUAUGAAGAGACUUUGUAUGGCCUCAUAUUGUUUAAAACUAAUAAAAUGUAAAUAAAAAUGUGUGUUGUUUAAUUUUAA
Misgurnus anguillicaudatus (oriental weatherfish) is the source of this 2483-nucleotide messenger RNA. The record is from RefSeq and is a predicted model, not a curated record. NCBI's taxonomy places the organism in Eukaryota, Metazoa, Chordata, Actinopteri, Cypriniformes, Cobitidae.